Mytilus trossulus (common blue mussel) is the source of this 1902-nucleotide messenger RNA. RefSeq lists its product as uncharacterized. Lineage: Eukaryota; Metazoa; Mollusca; Bivalvia; Mytilida; Mytilidae. Gene Ontology annotation, molecular function: zinc ion binding; ubiquitin protein ligase activity. The transcript is spliced from 2 exons. The record is from RefSeq and is a predicted model, not a curated record. Gene Ontology annotation, biological process: protein monoubiquitination. The coding region runs from base 77 to 1369 and encodes 430 amino acids.
ACAUACAAUCAAGGAAGGUAAAUUGCAUAACAUGUCUUAGUAACUUGUAAUCACACGUUCGGUUGAUAUUUCUGACAUGGCUGCAGUUACAAGUACAAACUGUACUGUGUGUGAGUCACAGUCCAUUAUAAAAACAGCUGUAAAGUGGUGUUUCGAGUGUGAUGAAGCAUUUUGUCCCGACUGCCUUAAAUACCAUAGCAACGUUAAGUCAACAAAAAGUCAUGCUGUUAUUGAAGUAAGUGAUUUAAAAGAGUUGCCUGAAUUCGUACUGAAAAUAAAGCAGCAUUGCGAAGAUCAUGGGGCGCUAUUCCAGAACUAUUGCUUAAGUCAUGAGCGACCAUGUUGUAGGAUAUGCAUUAACUCGACUCAUAAAUCCUGUACAGAUAUGCCACCUCUAGAAGAUGUUACCAAAGAUUUUCGUAAUUCAAUAGCAUUUGAAGACAUUAAAGAGCGUAUGUUAAAUCUAAAAAAGUAUUAUGAGCGUCUUCGUGUGGAAAAACAGUCAAAUACCAAAGAUAUAGAGACUCAGUCUAAAACCAUUAUUGAGCAUGUGAAGUCCACCCGACUCAAAUUAAAUCAGCAUUUAGACCGUUUAGAAAGAGAAGUUCGGAAGAAUGUAUCAGAUCUGGAAACAAAUGCAUUGCAAGAUUUGGAGAGAAUUUCCGGAGAUUUGAAAGAGAAGGAGGACAGAUUAGAUGAUUUAAACAAAAGCAUCAUAAAAAUGCAAAAUCAUGCUUCAGAACUUCAGAUAUUUCUCGGAACGAAGGAACUCGAAUUUGAAAUAAGUACAAGGGAAAAAGAAAUUGACGGCUUGACAAAAGAUAAUUCGCUUAACGUAAGAAACGUUGUUUUUAAAGAAAAUAUAAAACUUUCCGCUUUUACUACUGAUAUUUCUUCAUUCGGUGAUACUGUAAUGGAGAUGAAACCAUCAAUCAACAGUUACACGAUGGGUAACGAAAAACAGGCACAAAUCUCAAUUGAAGGAAGAAAGUUUGAUGAUAUCAGACUAACAUUGAUGAAUAAAUUUGACUUCGGGGUAAAUAUGUAUGGAUGUGCAAUUUUGAAAAAUGAUAUUGUAUGUUAUACUGCUUAUAACACAAAAACCGUGUGUGUGAAAAAUACCAAUGGAGUUUUGUUACACUCGAUUGUUCUCCCUGAACACCCAUAUGACAUCGUGUUUGUAAACGACCAAGCAUUAGCUGUAACAGUUGGGUGUCAAAUCGUACUCGUCAACUUAGAAAACAGAUCAGUUGUGAAAACGUUUGAGGCUUCGAGUGGAUGUAAUGGAAUAUCCAUUUCCGUUAACAAUUUGAUUGCAAUUCAUCAAAAGAAGGAUUGCUCUCAAUUAAUCUCGAUAAUGACAUUUUAACUAAGCUUGGUAUUGGAAGUAAAACAAGUGAUUCAUAUGUUGCAAUGCAUGAUGGAAAAGUGUACUGCACUAAUACUGUACGUCCUUCCAUUCAAUGCUACAAUGUUGAUAAAACACUUGCUUGGGAAUUCAUGAACCAAUCAUUGCAGGGACCUCGCGGUAUAGUUGUUGAUAAAACUGGAGUCGUUUAUGUUGGGAAUGAGGGCGGUGGAAACAUAGUUAUGAUCUCCCCUGAUGGAGGCAAACACAAAACAAUAAAGAUUGAUAACAUUCCAAAUCCUAGGACACUUAGCUUCAAUAAGGCAACGACACGUCUGCUUAUUUGCAGUGUGAAAGGUCAAGCCGGUAUUUUUGACGUUACGUGAUUGGUUUGUUGAGAAAUAUCUAUAUCAGUACCGUUCAGAUGGAACUUUAUUAUGUACAAAUGUGAUUUUCAAAACUAUAAACUACUAGUAUUGAAAUGUUAUGCCUCAUCACAAAAUAAUUGUGUGUGUGUCUUUUUUAAACAAUUAAAAUAAAAUGUAUAUCAUCGA